Molecule: messenger RNA, 375 nt
Organism: Magnusiomyces paraingens
Lineage: Eukaryota; Fungi; Ascomycota; Dipodascomycetes; Dipodascales; Dipodascaceae
Exons: 1
Coding region: 1-375 (124 amino acids)
Source: RefSeq, a predicted model, not a curated record
AUGUCUAAUCACGGAAACACUACAGGAGUCAAUGAAGGACCCUCAUCCUUCGAGUCAGCCAGCACUGGAAGUUCUGUUGCCCACUCAACAUCUGAGACCCAUUCAAAGAACAACGCCAGCUCUUAUGAGACAUUCGCCGAUCUCCCUGUUCAUCGUCAAAUUGAUCUCGCUGACCGUUCUGGAUUUACCGUUAGACAAUUAACCAUUGCCAACAUACCAGUUUGUUCCGAAGGAUGUGAAGCUGAAUUAAAAGUCUUAGCAGACUUGACAGCUUACAUUAGAAACUCAAACUUCAAAGCUAGUCCUCCCCCAUCUCAAAAGGUUAUGAGCUCCUUUGACGCUCCUCAAGCGCCAAAUUUCAAACAAUUUCUCUAA